UCUUAUUUUGAAGUGCAAUAAACCGGAAACCAGUUUCCACCAAACAUGGCGGCGCGUGGUAAAAGCUGUUGGGUUGCUCCGGAGGUAUACAAACACCACGAACAGAAGAAAGUAUGCAUAUCUCGGGCCAAAUAUCGAGAAGGGAGGAAAGCCAGGGCUGUUAAGGUGUACACCAUUAAUUUAGAGUCGUGUUACGUCAUGGUGCAAGGGGUCCCUGCCAUUGGAGUCAUGACGGAGCUGAUCCAGCUGUGUGCGCUGUACGGAACUGUGCAAGAGUACAGACCGUUGGAUGAGUACCCUGCUGAGGACUUCACGGAGGUCUACCUUGUCAAGUUCCAGAGGAUCACUAGUGCCAGGGCAGCCAAACGACACAUGGAUGAGAAGAGUUUUUAUGGAGGUGUGCUGCAUGUUUGCUAUGUACCUGAGUAUGAGACCGUGGAGGACACCAGGAUGAAGCUGCAGGACCGGAGGAGAUACAUCAUGUGGGCUGCUCGAAGUAAAGUCCAAGAGAGAGAGCUUGAAGAGGCAUCAAACAAGGAGUCAACAUCACAGACAUCAACAGAAACCACUCCGGAGAUCCCUCCUUCACAUAAUGAUUUGAAUGACCGGGUCAAUGAAGGAGAAAGUUCCAACUUUGAACAUCAUUUUGGCUUUCCUUUACUGCCGCUCCCGCCUCAGGAACAUCCCUUGUCGAGAUGUAACCAUCACGUACCAACAGAGGACAAAAUGGGAACACUGCCCAACGCCAUCAUGGACGCUAAAGAAAAGACAGCGUCGAGCUCACAUAAAUCUCUUGUUGCGGAGGACAGACUGACCUUGAGUAAAAUGUGUCCAGCCAAGUUUGUACCGAGGACAACAAACUUGGAGAGCAGAAAACGUAGGAUGGAAGAUGUUGUGUCACACGUGCUGUCUGAUGCCAUGUCAGGAAAAAAUGAGGCACUCAUUGGCCCAAAAUUAGAAGACACUCCUAUAGAGGACAUGGAGGACAACUCGCUGAACACGACUGUCAACUUGAUCAGGAACACAAUGAAGCAGGCGGCGUCUGUUCCUUAUCUUGGACCAGUUGGAAAAAAGAUGAAACCACGUCGGAGGAUUUGAUCGGGUUACCUUGCUGACAACCAUUUCCUAUUUUAUUUGAUGACACAUCUACUAAUUAGAUGAUAUUUGUACACACUUUUUAUGAUCAAUAUGGAGAAGGAGUAGGUCUGCUUUUUCAUACUCUUAUUCAGACAUACUAUUUUUUGUAAAGGCAGACCUGCUAAUGUUUUGGAAGCAGUUUUGUUGCAUUUCGCCGGUUUCAAGUUCAAUUUCGGAAAGCUGGAUUAUGGUCCUUUUUUGAGGAACUAGUUUACGCUACAUAGCUUCGCUCCUCCUGCAAACCUUGUUGCAUAGCAUGAGGUGAACCUACAGAAAAACUAACCUUGCAGACGGUAAAGCAGCUAAAUUGUUGAUUCAACUAAAUUAUUUUGAGGGUCCAAAUUUCCAGAAAACUAAGGACUGGUGGACCGGACUUCUACCUUAAUGUAAGUCUUAUUUUGUUUAUUACAGACAUUUGAUUUUGGUCUAUUUAUUUUGUCAGAGUUAUAGGAGCCUUCUGCUACAGAUCAUUUCUAAGACAGCACUUAAGGUUUUUAAGAAUCUGCUGCAAAUGUUUUGACCGGAACUCACAGGCCACCAGUUGAAAUGCUCAAACGAGGAUUAAAAAAAGCGCCUAAAAUAGAAUCUUGAGGAACACCACUAGUAUAACUAAAGAAGUUGAACAAAUGACUACUGACUGCAUCUGAAGUAAAAAAGUUACAGCAACACCUUAGUUUAUAAGUCACAUUACAAAACUGCCAAAAAGGACUUAAAGGGGGCCUUGAGGAAUGACUCAGUUGUGUAAAUAAAAAUGUGGACCCCAGUGUUGUAGUGUAGGUUAAAAUGUAAUGCAAGGUCCAAGUUCCUCUAUACAACAGGAGCAUAAGUGUUUUUAGGAAUUUGUCGCAAAAAUUGUUGUCUCACAAGUUUUGAACUGAAACAGGGUGGGGGUUUGCGGAUUUGGGACAACGUGUGUUGGAUUUUUAGCGCUGCCAAAAAGGCUUUGAGAAAGCUUGUAGAACAUUAUUUCCUGUGUAUAAUGUACAACCCACCUUCAAGAAUGCCUUCUCCAGUUUUGGAUGAGCAUUUGCAAUAAAAUUGGUUUAACUUUGA
This is a messenger RNA of Nerophis lumbriciformis (worm pipefish), 2190 nucleotides long. It is a transcript of the gene rbm48, whose product is annotated as RNA binding motif protein 48. Gene Ontology annotation, molecular function: nucleic acid binding. NCBI's taxonomy places the organism in Eukaryota, Metazoa, Chordata, Actinopteri, Syngnathiformes, Syngnathidae. The record is from RefSeq and is a predicted model, not a curated record. Gene Ontology annotation, cellular component: nucleoplasm.